Messenger RNA from Loxodonta africana (African savanna elephant), 1274 nucleotides. RefSeq names its product caudal type homeobox 2 (gene CDX2). Gene Ontology annotation, molecular function: RNA polymerase II transcription regulatory region sequence-specific DNA binding; DNA-binding transcription factor activity, RNA polymerase II-specific. Gene Ontology annotation, cellular component: nucleus. The record is from RefSeq and is a predicted model, not a curated record. The coding region runs from base 1 to 933 and encodes 310 amino acids. The transcript has 3 exons. Lineage: Eukaryota; Metazoa; Chordata; Mammalia; Proboscidea; Elephantidae. Gene Ontology annotation, biological process: embryo development; animal organ morphogenesis; cell differentiation.
AUGUACGUGAGUUACCUCCUGGACAAGGACGUGAGCAUGUACCCCAGCUCCGUGCGCCACUCUGGCGGCCUCAACCUGGCGCCGCAGAACUUCGUCAGCCCACCGCAGUACCCGGACUACGGCGGCUACCACGUGGCUGCUGCGGCCGCCGCGGCCGCGAACUUGGACAGCGCGCAGUCCCCGGGGCCGUCGUGGCCCGCAGCCUACGGCGCCCCGCUCCGCGAGGACUGGAAUGGUUACGCACCGGGGGGCGCAGCAGCCGCCGCCAACGCCGUGGCACACGGUCUGAACGGAGGAUCCCCAGCCGCCGCCAUGGGCUACAGCAGCCCUGCCGACUACCACCCGCACCAUCACCCGCACCACCACCCGCAUCACCCGGCCGCCGCGCCUUCCUGUGCCUCAGGAUUGCUGCAGACGCUUAACCCCGGGCCUCCAGGGCCCGCUGCCACAGCCUCCGCGGAGCAGUUAUCCCCCGGCGGCCAGCGGCGGAACCUGUGUGAAUGGAUGCGGAAGCCGGCGCAGCCGUCCCUCGGGAGCCAAGUGAAAACCAGGACGAAAGACAAAUACCGAGUCGUGUACACGGACCACCAGCGGCUGGAGCUGGAGAAGGAGUUUCACUACAGUCGCUAUAUCACCAUCCGGAGGAAGGCCGAGCUGGCUGCCACACUGGGGCUCUCCGAGAGGCAGGUGAAAAUCUGGUUUCAGAACCGCAGAGCUAAGGAAAGGAAAAUCAACAAAAAGAAGUUGCAGCAACAACAGCAGCAGCAGCCAUCGCAGCCGCCGCCGCCUCCACCUCCGCCUCAGCCGGGUCCUCUGAGAAGUGUCCCCGAGCCCUUGAGUCCUGUAUCUUCCCUGCAGGGCUCAGUGCCUGGCUCGGUCGCUGGGGUGCUGGGGCCAGCUGGGGGGGUGCUAAACCCCACCGUCACCCAGUGACCCACAGGGGCCUGUGGCGGCCGAGCAAUUCCAGGCCUGCAGCAGAGCAAUUCCAGACUGAGCCAUGAGGGGCACGGACUCUGCUAGAAUCUUCACGAGAGACGCUUCCACACCCACAAACGCACACCUAUUCACCUAGCUCUUAGAGGAAAAAUGGGGGCCAGGCGUAAAGACAAGUGGGGUUGGGAGCUUCCAGGAAGAAUGUCUCCCUGAUUUUGACUUUUUCCCCAUCUGACUCUUUCUGCCAAUGAGGAGACAGGAAAUGACCAGCGGGGCUUCACCGAAUUUUGGCAGAAGUAUUGCCUGGGCUGGCUACACAGACCAGGCUUUCUGCCCCCUCC